CUGGAACACUGGUAGAUGGUAGAAAUGGUGACUUGAUACGUGCACAUCCUGAAGAUACAAGGUCAUGGACACAUCAUAAUGGAAUAUUUCCUGAGCGCAAUGAAUUCUACACUUCCAUAGACAGCAUGCCUGAAAUAAAACCUCCGUCGCGGAAAUCUGCCAUCCUUGUUAGUGACUUGACGAUGCAAGCAAGUAAAAGGAAUGCUGGAGUGCCGUCUGCUAUGGUUGCUAGGCAAUCACUGAAUGAUGAAGAAUUGAAAAUGCAUGUUUACAAGAAAACUCUGCAAGCUUUGAUAUAUCCGAUAUCAAGCACAACACCUCACAAUUUCUAUGUAUGGACAGCUACAUCUCCUACUUACUGCUUCGAAUGUGAGGGACUAUUGUGGGGCCUGGCUAGACAAGGUGUUCGCUGUACGGAAUGUGGAGUGAAAUGUCACGAGAAAUGCAAGGAUCUGCUCAAUGCUGACUGUUUACAAAGAGCUGCAGAGAAGAGUUCUAAGCAUGGUGCUGAAGAUAAAACACAUAACAUUAUAAAGGCAAUGAGAGAUCGAAUGAAACUGAGGGAACGUAAUAAACCAGAUAUAUUUGAACUCAUCAGCCAAGUGUUCAGUGUUGACAAGAAAUCACAUUCAGGUCACAUGAAAGCUGUCAAACAGAGUGUAUUAGAUGGUACUUCCAAGUGGUCAGCCAAAAUAGCAAUAACAGUAAUAUGUGCCCAAGGGUUAAUAGGAAAGGAUAAAACAGGAACCAGUGAUCCCUAUGUUACAGUACAAGUUGGUAAAGUGAAGAAAAGAACUAAAACUGUUCCUCAAGAUCUAAAUCCAGAAUGGCAUGAAAAAUUCUAUUUUGAAUGUCACAAUUCAUCUGACAGAAUUAAAGUCAGGGUCUGGGAUGAGGAUAAUGAUUUAAAAUCAAAGUUACGACAAAAACUGACGAGGGAAUCUGACGACUUUCUAGGUCAGACUAUCAUCGAGGUUCGCACGUUAAGCGGUGAAAUGGACGUGUGGUAUAACCUUGAAAAGAGAACAGACAAGUCAGCUGUUUCUGGUGCUAUUCGUUUACACAUAAGUGUUGAAAUUAAGGGAGAGGAGAAAGUUGCCCCAUACCAUGUGCAAUAUACCUGUUUACAUGAGAACUUAUUUCAUUUCCUGUGUGAGCAAUCAGGUGGAACAGUGAAGUUGCCGGAGACGUCAGGGGUAAAGCCAAAAUUAGGAAGUGAAAGUGAAACGGAUGAGGCUUGGAAAACUUAUUUUGAUGAACCUGCGCAAGAAAUAGUGGAUGAGUUUGCAAUGCGUUAUGGGAUAGAAUCAAUAUACCAAGCUAUGACGCAUUUUUCAUGUUUAUCCACUAAGUACAUGUGUCCUGGAGUGCCUGCGGUGAUGAGUACGUUACUAGCAAACAUUAAUGCCUUUUAUGCACACACUACCGCUACCACUGCGGCCGUGUCAGCUAGUGAUAGGUUUGCAGCCUCGAAUUUUGGUAAAGAGAAGUUUGUUAAGUUGCUGGAUCAGUUACAUAACUCAUUGAGGAUUGAUUUAUCAAUGUAUAGGAAUAAUUUCCCGGCAUCUGAUCCAACUCGCCUACAAGACCUGAAAUCAACUGUAGAUCUUCUAACCAGUAUAACAUUCUUCAGAAUGAAGGUACAAGAGCUUACAAGUCCACCUCGGGCCAGUGCUGUUGUCAAAGACUGUGUGAUAGCCUGUAUGAAAUCCACUUAUCAAUUUCUGUUUGAUAACUGCUGCGACUUGUACCGACGUGAGUUCCAGGUAGAAACAAAAGAUGACCAGGAAAAUACAGAACAAGAUGGUCCUAGUACAAAGAACUUAGAUUUCUGGCAUAAAUUGAUAGCUCUUAUAGUUUCUGUGAUAGAGGAGGACCGUAACAGUUACACGCCAGUACUGAACCAGUUCCCGCAGGAUUUAAACGUAGGUCAGGUCAGUGCUGGUAUGAUGUGGGACCUGUUUGCCCAGGAUCUUAACUAUGCUCUCCAAGAACAUGAGAAGACAAAGACAUGUAAGAGUACAGAUUAUAUGAACUUACACUUUAAAGUGAAAUGGUUAUACAGUAAAUAUAUAGCAGAAAUACCACAAUUCAAAAACACUGUGCCAGAAUACCCUGCAUUGUUCGAGCCUUUUGUAAUGCAGUGGUUAAAUGAAAAUGAUGAUGUAUCCAUGGAUUAUCUCCACGGCGCUUAUGUACGCGAUAAACGAGAUGGCUUUCAAAAGAGUUCUGAGCAUGCACUGUUCUCAACGAGUGUAGUAGAUGUGUUUACUCAGUUAAACCAAUGUUUUGAUGUGAUACGUAAAUUGGAAUGUCCUGAUCCACAGAUGCUCAAAAGAUGUAUGGAACGAUUUGCUAAUACUGUAAACAAGGUGCUGGUAGCUUAUGCUGAUAUUGUCAGGAGAGAUUUCAAAGAAUAUACAGGUCAUCAAAAAGUGGCUUGUAUAUUAAUGAACAACAUCCAGCAAUUGAGGGUUCAGCUAGAAAAAGUGUUUGAAUCAAUGGGUGGAGAGAAGCUGGAUGUUGAAGCAGCAAAUAUUCUUAAAGAAUUGCAGCAGAAGUUAAAUAGUGUCCUAGAUGAGCUCAGUACAAUUUUUGCCAAAUCUCUGGAACCUCAGAUUCAGCAGAGUAUGCAGGAGUUAGGGGCCCUGCUGUCCAAGGUGAAGGGCGCAGGCCAGGUGUCACUGUCACAGCCCAGUCAGAGAACCAAUAUACAACAGGAGAGCGAUAUGGUCUUACGUCCACUCAUAGACCUAUUGGAUGGCAGCUUGUCAAUGUUUGCUCAAGUCUGUGAGAAGACAGUACUCAAACGCUUGCUCAAGGAACUAUGGAGGAUAGUAAUGUAUACAAUGGAGAAGACAGUGGUUCUGCCCCCACUAUCUGAUCCUAGACAGCUCCUUCCAUUGCCGGGCAGUGCUCAGGCCAAGAUAGAAGAUGUCUCUAGAUUGUUUCUCAACCAUGUUAGCCAAAUGCCUAUGAAUGUGCCCAUGAUUCAGGAUAUGUCAAAAGAAGCAGAGAAAAACCUGACACCAAAGCAAUGUGCCGUACUUGACAUGGCAUUGGAAGCAAUCAAGUUGUAUUUCCAUGCCGGCGGUCAGGGUCUGAAGAAGAAUUUCCUGGAGAAGAGUUCAGAGUUGCAGUCAUUACGCUAUGCUCUGUCCCUGUACACACAGACGACAGACACUUUGAUCAAAACUUUUGUUAAUUCACAAACAUCUCAGGAUCAGCCUAGUCAAACAGAGACGGUCGGUGAAGUCUCUAUACAGGUUGAUCUGUUUACACAUCCAGGUACAGGCGAGCAUAAAGUUACUGUCAAAGUUGUUGCGGCUAAUGAUUUGAAGUGGCAGACUACAGGCAUGUUCCGACCUUUUGUAGAGGUGAACAUGAUUGGACCACAUCUUAGUGAUAAGAAAAGGAAACAUUCUACAAAAUCUAAGAGCAACAAUUGGUCUCCAAAAUUCAAUGAAACAUUCCACUUUAUUUUGGGUAAUGAAGAUGAGCCAAGUUCUUACGAGCUUCACAUCUGUGUGAAGGACUAUUGUUUUGCACGUGAAGAUCGUCUUAUAGGUAUGGCGGUAAUGCAGUUACGAGACAUAGCUGAACAAGGAAGCUGUGCUUGUUGGUGCUCACUAGGUAAACGUUUACAACUCGACGAGACAGGCUGGACAAUUUUACGUAUUCUGUCGCAGAGGACAAAUGACGAAGUCGCGAAAGAGUUUGUAAAACUUAAGUCAGAGGUGCGCCACCUAGAGGAACACAUGAUGCAAAAGAAAUAGGCUCUUAUAUUAUGCAUUUUUCAUUCUAUUUUGAUGCAUUUUGUAAUAUACAUGUUUUUAUUCAAUUUUUAUUUCAUAUGUACAAUCACAUAUACAUAUAUGUAUAGAUAUUAAUGUGUAUUUUUCUUGUUUUUAUUUUUUUCCUGUAUAGUCUGUAUAGAAAGUUAAAGUGUUUAUUAUUUGGUAAAUUUGAUAUUUGGGCCAAAAAAAGGAAAAUGGUUGGUUAGCUAUUUGAAUUUGUAUUUUUAUUAGCUUCUUUAUUCAAAGAAUAGGGAAAGCUAUUUUACUCACCUGGCGUUGGAAUCACACCUUUGGUUGGUUAAGUUGGCAAAUGGGUGCCAUGUAUCACAAUAUAUCUCCAAAACUAUUAAAGGGAAUGGGUUAAAACUUCACACACUUGUUCUCUGUGGUAAUCUAACCAAGCACAUGUACUGUAACUCCAAGUUACCUUUUUACAGAGUUAUGCCCCUUUUCUUACUGUCAAGCAUUGGAAAUAGUCUUUCGGACAGCUCUUGUUUUUAAGGUAGGAUUGUAUUGUACAUGGUGAUGAAGUCCAACAAAAUAUCGAAGAAACUGUGAAAUAAUGAAGACAGAAAGCUAUGACAUAAUAUGUCAUGUAAUACAUAAAUUGUUUGAAACAAUGAUUCUCUGUAUGUCUCUGCUGUUAACAUGUAUUCAUAGAAUUGUUUGUACAUACAUAACUAAGGAUUUCAGAAGUAACUAAGGAUUUCAGGUGUACCAUUGUUUUGAAAAGUUACUAGGAAAUUAUUGAACUUUUGUGAAAUCAUUACAAGGCUUCAUGAAGUGGGUAUUAUAUAAGUUUAUAUUGUAUUUGGAGCUUUUAAUCUCUGAUGACUUUAAGGAUCUUGUCUGAUCUGUGUCAUACCAUUACUGAAACAAUUAAAUAUUACUUCAAUGUCAGCAAUUUUCAUCAUUAAUUUUGUGGCAUAACUGACUUUUUCAGUGUAAAAUAACAAAAUAUAAGAAUUAAAGUAUCAGAAAAAAAUAUUGUAUACAGAUUUUUAAGUAAACUAUAUUUUAAUCUAUUAUGGGGUAAAUUAUAAAAAGGUGAUGGACAAAUUUUUUUCUUUCACAGUUUUGUUACCUAGUUAUAAAUAUCAAAUACAUAAUACCUGUACCUUCAUAUAAAUUUAUGUGUUCAAUUGUUUAAAACAGAUCUGAUAGAAAUUUGAAAGAAUCUCUGAAAAAAGUCCAUUUUUUACAGUUGUUAAUUUGUUAUUAUUAAACAGUCUAAGUAGUUGUUUAUAUUUUUGUUGUUAUUUUUUUCCAAAUCAAAGUUCACUUUUUUGUAAGGUGUGUUUAUAGAACUAUUUAUCUAGAAGAAUUUAUAUAGAAAGUAUAUAUAUAUAUUAUAUUUACCUUAUUUAUUUAUCAAACAAAGCUUUAUUGCCAUUUAUUUAAAGACUUUCCUUGCAAUAUUUACUGCAUUUAUAUACAGUUUAUUUUUUCUAACUGGAAAUUAACUUUACUAUGUUGCAAUAUCUCAUGACAAAACAAUUUUAUAAUCUCAUUAUUAUAUUCAUAUUUUAUAUGAAAUAUCAUAUAUGAUUUUGGUAUACAUGAUAUAUCAUAUAUAGUAUGAUAUUUUUGUGUGAUAUAUGGUGGUAUAUGAUAUAUACUAUAUGAUAGAUUGAUGAUGUUGAUAUAUUACAAGAGGUGAUUGGGAAGUUUGUAGACUUGGCAUUUAACAUUCUUAUUAUUUGUCACAUUAAACUUGAAACAUAAAACAUUCAUCAACAAACAGGUAUGCAGUUGUAUUACAAACACAUUUAAUGUUAUUCUCUAAACCGCUAGUGUCCUUAGGAAUGUAUACCAUUAAACCUGGAGCAUGCCGAUUUUUUUGCAUUCUUUUUUUUCUAAUUGAUAAAUACUGCAUUCAAAUUGAUUUUUGUGCAUACUACUCAAGAAAAUAGUUUGCUGAUUCUGAUGUCAUUUUCUGAAGUUGUAAUCUUUAUUAGAUCUUUUGCUUGAAAGAUAUAAUCAUUUUAAAGACUUAUCACUAACAGAAAUUUCUAUGACAUAGCUAGUUGUGUGUAUUGUGUGCUCAGGAUACUCAUUACUGUGUUAUUGGACAUAACUUGUUUAGUGAUGAAUGUUUUUUCAGUUCAUAUUUAUUUAUCAUGGAAAAGUACAUUUUAUUUUCAUUUGUAAGGGAACUUCCUGGUCACCCCUUGUAUAUGUGAUAUAUAAUAAAUGAUUAUAUAUGAUACAUUAUAAUGGCUGGUAUUAUAUAUGAUAUAUAAUAAGUGGUGAUAUAUGAUAUAUAAUGGAUGGUGAUAUAUGAUAUAUAAUGAAUGAUUAUAUAUAACAUAUUAUCAUUAUAUAUGAUAUAUAAUGGAUGGUGAUAUAUGAUAUAUAAUGACUGAUUACAUAUAACAUAUUAUCAUUAUAUAUGAUAUAUAAUGGAUGAUGAUAUAUUAUAUAUGAUGUACUAUGGAUGGUAUAUACACAUGUUUUACAUACAAACAUAAACAAGCAUUUUAAUCAUUGUUAUUUUAUUUCCAGAUCUUCUUAAACAUUCCACAACUUGUAGUUUUCAUAUCCAGUGUCAGCCACCAGCUCUUAAUAGCAUAAACUAAAGAAUAUUAUAUGAAGUUUGUUUAAAAUUUUUCAUUGUUGUAUUUUAAUCAUUUUAUGGAUGACCAAAAUAUUGUAAACAAAAUUUUUCCUUUGAGGUCAAAAAGAAUCUGUUUAUAACUAUACAAAGUAUUUGGAGAAUAUUAGUAUGUUUGAAUGAAUAUGACUUAUAUUUCACUAGGGAUAGAGAAGUUUCAAUCAUGCUCAAAAACUAAAAGCACAAGUAAAACAUAAGAUAUUCUCACCUCUUUGUAAGGUAUAUUUCAUGUUCAUUUAAAACGGAAAACUUAUUUUAUUACAUAUUGAACAGUGAAUAUUUUGGGGCUGAAAUAUAAAAUUGCUUAAAUGAUAGUUUGUUGUAUACAUACUGUUACAACAACAACACAAACAACAUGUAAGUGCUGAGAUAAUUAGCUUACAUUAUUUGAUAUAACUGCUGUUUUAUCAUGUAUUGUUUUUGGCAGUUAUUUUUUUGUUAAUGAAAAAAAUGCAUAAUAAUUAAAUGCCAAAACGGGACUUCAAAAUGAAAAAAUAUUAUGUUAUGAAAUAAAUAGUUUAUAUUAAUUGAAAUUACCGUUUUUAUGUUGUAGAGUAUAAUUUUAUUUGUAUAUCUAGUUUUUUAAAACCUUCUAAAAUGAAGGUGAAUAUAUAUACAUACAUAUACAUGUAUAUGAUUUUCAUUUCUCUACACUUUUUAUCAGCUAAAUGUAGACAUAAAUGUGGUUUUUAUACUCUGUAGGAAUUCAAAUGAUUAAGACAACUUUGAAUUGAUGCUGUUCGACCAAAUGUUACCUUACUGGAAAUAAAUUUUUUGCGUGAUUAUUAUGAUCCUGGAUGUUUUAGCCAACUGAACUAACAGGUUUUAAUUAAUAUAGAUCCAGAGUUUGUGAUAUUUCCUGCAUUAAUUAUUUUGUAUGUAAACAAUAUAAGGGUUGUGACAAAUAAAACAAUUGAUACUAAUUUAACAUGACUUGUUAAAAAAGCAGUGGUAAAAUAAGAAUGUACCCUCGAACCUGUAACCUGUUGAAACAGAACAGUCAAUAGCCAGGUCAGCUUGUACAUCUGUGCAGUCUGUUUUGGUCUCUCUAUUGUCUAUAUAAGGUGGAAUCCAAUUUACAAAUUCAGUAGGUCAAGGUUAAUAAAGAAUGUGAAUUUUGAAAAUACACACAAAUGUAUGUUAUAAUGUUUCUUAGAUUGUGGACUAGAAGAAUUACUCUCUGCUAUAUUCGAGCUCACACACAAGUUUUUAUUCAACAUGGUGUUAUAAUGCUUAUCUGGGGAUUCAUAACUAUCAUACUGAACAGAUAAUUUUGUUGGCAAUAUUUUGCUAUUUUGUGUAAUAAAUGAACAAGUUGUUAAGUUUUUGUUUAAAAGUCUUGUAUUAUGCAUUUAUUGUUGGAUCUCUCUGAAUCCCUUUAUUUCUAUCUCAGGUUUACCUGUUUACCACUAUUGUGUUGUUUUCUUUAAAUCAGAAAUUUUCAUAUUUUUAGCUCACCUGUCACAAAGUGACAGGGUGAGCUUUUGUGAUCGCUUUUCGUCCGGCGUCCGUCCGUCGUCCGGCCGUCCGUCCGUCCGUCCGUAAACUUUUACUUUAAAUGACAUCUCCUCAUAAACCACUAAGCCAAUUUCAUCCAAACUUCACAGGAAUGUUCCUUUGGUGGUCACCUUUAUAAAUUGUUCAAAGAAUUUAAUUCCAUGCAGAACUCUGGUUGCCAUGGCAACCGAAAGAAAAAACUUUAAAUAUCUUCUUUUAAAAAACCGUAAGAGCUAGAGCUUAGAUAUUUGGCAUGAAACAUCUUCUAGUGAGUGUCUACCAAGUUUGUUCAAAUAAAAGCCCUGGGGUCAAAAUUGGCCCCGCCCCGGGGGGUCAUUGAUUUUCCCUAUAUACAUAUAGUAAAAACUUAAAAAAUCUUCUUUUAAAGAACCAAAAGAGUUAAAGCUAAGAUAUUUAGCAUGAAACAUGUUGUAAUAAGUGUCUACCAAGUUUGUUCAAAUAAAAGUCCUGGGGUCAAAAUUGGCCCCGCCCCGGGGGGUCAUUGAUUUUCCCUAUAUACAUAUAGUAAAAACUUAAAAAAUCUUCUUUUAAAAAACCAUAAGAGCUAGAGCUAAGAUAUUUGGCAUGAAACAUCUUCUAGUGAGUGUCUACCAAGUUUGUUCAAAUAAAAGCCCUGGGGUCAAAAUUGGCCCCGCCCCAGGGGGGUCAUUGAUUUUCCCUAUAUACAUAUAGUAAAAACUUAAAAAAUCUUCUUUUAAAGAACCAAAAGAGCUAGAGCUAAGAUAUUUAGCAUGAAACAUGUUCUAAUGGGUGUCUACCAAGUUUGUUCAAAUAAAAGCCCUAGGGUCAAAAUUGGCCCUGCCCCGGGAGGGUCAUUGAUUUUCCCUAUAUGCAUAUAGUAAAAACUUAAAAAAUCUUCUUUUAAAGAACUCAAAGAGCUAGAGCUAAGAUUUUUAGCAUGAAACAUGUUCUAAUAACUGUCUACCAAGUUUGUUCAAAUAAAAGCCCUGGGGUCAAAAUUGGCCCCGCCCCAGGGGGGUCAUUGAUUUUCCCUAUAUGCAUAUUGUAAAAACUUAAAAAAAUCUUCUUUUAAAGAACCAAAAGAGCUAGAGCUAAGAUAUUUAGCAUGAAACAUGUUCUAAUGGGUGUCUACCAAGUUUGUUCAAAUAAAAGCCCUGGGGUCAAAAUUGGCCCCGCCCUGGGGGGUCAUUGAUUUUCCCUAUAUGCAUAUAGUAAAAACUUAAAAAAUCUUCUUUUAAAGAACUCAAAGAGCUAUGGCUAAGAUAUUGAGCAUCAAACAUGUUCUAAUAGGUGUCUACCAAGUUUGUUCAAAUAAAAGCCCUGGGGUCAAAAUUGGCCCCACCCCAGGGGGUCAUUGAUUUUCCCUAUAUGCAUAUAGUAAAAACUUAAAAAAUCUUCUUUUAAAGAACCAAAAGAGUUAAAGCUAAGAUAUUUAGCAUGAAACAUGUUCUUAUAGGUGUCUACCAAGUUUGUUCAAAUAAAAGCCCUGGGGUCAAAAUUGGCCCCGCCCCGGGGGAUCAUUGAUUUUCCCUAUAUGCAUAUAGUAAAAACUUAAAAAAUCUUCUUUUAAAGAACUCAAAGAGCUAUGGCUAAGAUAUUUAGCAUCAAACAUGUUCUAAUAGGUGUCUACCAAGUUUGUUCAAAUAAAAGCCCUGGGGUCAAAAUUGGCACCGCCCCGGGGGUCAUUGAUUUUCCUUAUAUGUGUAUAGCAAAAACUUAAAAAAUCUUCUUUGAAAAAACCCAAAUAGCUAGAGUUAAGAUAUUAAGCAUGAAACAUCUUUUAGUGAGUGUCUACAAAGUUUGUUCAAAUAAAAGACCUGGGGUCAAAAUUGGCCCCGCCCCGGGGGUCAUUGAUUUUCUUUAUAUGUGUAUAGCAAAAACUUAAAAAUUUUCUUUGAAAAAACCCAAAUAGCUAGAGUUUAGAUAUUAAGCAUGAAACAUCUUCUAGUAAGUGUCUACAAAGUUUGUUCAAAUAAAAGCCCUGGGGUCAACUGGCCCGGCCCCAGGGGUGUCAUUGUUUUUAACUAUAUGUGUAUAGAGCUUAGAUGUUUAGCAUGAAACAUCUUCUUAUGGGUGUCUACCGAGUUUGUGCAAAUAAAAGCCCUUGGGUUAAAUUGGCCCUGCAACGUUGGGGGGGGGGGGGGGGGUGGCCUAUAUACAGGUGAGCGACCUCAGGGCCAUCAUGGCCCUCUUGUUUAUCAAUUACUGUUUGAUAAUCAUUUUGUUUGUUUUCAUUAAGCAAACCAAAACACAAAAAAAAGUUAGUUUUAUAACUAUAGUAUUUUCAUCAAUAAGUAGGACUACAAGAUCUUGGAUCCAAUUAAAAUAAGUUGUUGUCUUUUUUUCUGUGUAAUAUAUUUGAAGUGUAAUAUCCUGAUAAAUUUAUAUAUCACCUGCCCUUGCUUUAGUUUCUUAUGCUUAUAGAUGUUAUGUUAUAUAAAGUUUUAUAGUUUACAUUAUAGGUUGUGAAAUCCACUUUGUUAUUGUUAAUUGCAACUUAAAUCAUAUUGUUUAUACAGAUGUUGUUAUUAGGACUGUUUGUCAGUGGCUGGCAAUAUAUCACCUUUGGUUGGUUGACAUAAUUUAUAUUGUUUACUAUAUUAAUUAAAAUGGGGGUGUAGUGGGUCAGAUAUAGGGUUUAAAAUGAGGAAUUUGUGAACAAGUGGUUGAUAUCACUGACUGACUUACUUGUUGGUCAAUGCUGUAGCAGAAAGUCACUUUAUACAUAAUGCAUUAAGCUAUUUGACAUCAUUAAGUUAUUAAAUGGAACAAGUUAUUUAAUGGAACAAUUAGUGUUAUGAUCAAGGGGCACCUGUUGUUUUCUACCAGCUGUCAAGCUGAUAUAGUCCUAGAUAAUAAAAGUAUCUGUGUGAUGUAAACACAACUGGAAUGGGGUCUUACGGAUGAAAGUUUUGAAGAGAUAUUUUCAAAGUUUCGUAGUAAAACGUUCAAGUUGUUGUGUUACCAUAGAUAUCAAAGUUGUCUGGGAUAUACAUGUAUAUCAUUUAUAAUUCAGGUGAUAAUAGAAAGUGACAUAUAUAAAUAGGUGAUAUAUCUGUCUGUGCAUUGAUAUACAGUCCUACAUUUAAUAAUAUCUUAAGUUGUAUUAAUUUUUAUGUUAGAUUUACAUAAUGAAAUGUUUAAAAACUGUGUCUUUCUAUAGUUAAUUAAUUUAUGGUUAUAUUUAAUGAAUUGAUGAUGAUAAUUGUUUUUUUUACCUAUACAAUCAGUUGCAUGAAAUCCAAUCCAGAAAUGAUUUUAUUUAACUGCUUCUUACAAUCAACAAUGAUAUUUUGGUUUAUCAUACAGUAAUCACUGUUUACAUGAAAAUAAUUGCAAUAUAUUUUAAGAGCAUGAUUUUUUAAAUGGUACUCUGUCAUAUAGCUAUGAAAUCCAUCAGUAGUUUCCCAGGUCAAUGGUAAGAAUAAUACUUACCUUUGUGUUUUCCUCUUGUAAUUACUAAUAAGAUUUGUUUUUAUUUGGCUUAUAUUUUGCUGACAUAUUUUUAUUGUUCAAAUAAAUUAUUUAAUUAAUUUGCUUUACACAUCAUAUUCUACACACAGGUGUUGGGGUCCCAUUUCUAGAGCUUUAUAUUUAUAGUUUUAUUUUAUUAUUUGUUUUGGGUUAUUUUUUUUUGUUUUUUUUUUUCUGAAAUAUUAUUAUUAAAGGUUUAUGGUAUAUACAAUGUAUUUCAGUUGAAUAUUUGAGUUGUGAAACUUUAGAAAUCCAAACAUUUAUUUCUUAUAUACAUUUUGUUCCAGUAUUUAUUGCAUAUUA
Molecule: messenger RNA, 11667 nt
Organism: Ruditapes philippinarum (Manila clam)
Lineage: Eukaryota; Metazoa; Mollusca; Bivalvia; Venerida; Veneridae
Product: protein unc-13 homolog A-like
Biological process (GO): synaptic vesicle maturation; synaptic transmission, glutamatergic; neuromuscular junction development
Cellular component (GO): presynaptic membrane; neuromuscular junction; plasma membrane
Molecular function (GO): phospholipid binding; calmodulin binding; diacylglycerol binding
Source: RefSeq, a predicted model, not a curated record